AUGUUUCUGAAAAGAAACACCUGUUUCAUGGUCUUUCUGUUGUGUUCUCUGACUCUGUGGUGCAAGUCGACCAGCGCAGGCUCCAGCUAUCUCAGCCCUUCACAAAAACCUCAGAACAAAGGGAGGUCUUCCAGGGUCGGGCGCCAGCUCAUGGAGCCGCCGGGUCCUCCGGCUGAGGAGAACCACAUCACAAUAAGCGCUCCCUUUGAGAUUGGCUUCACUGUGAGGGAGCAGGACUUUGAGGAGUACGGCACAGCGCUGCAGGAGGUCAUUCAGCGUCUGCUGGGAAACACAGACCCUGCAGCAGGUAGGCCUCAUUUCUCUGUUUUAUACAUUAAAAAGGUUGUGUUCCUUUCAGCCAAAUGA
Molecule: messenger RNA, 366 nt
Organism: Trematomus bernacchii (emerald rockcod)
Lineage: Eukaryota; Metazoa; Chordata; Actinopteri; Perciformes; Nototheniidae
Gene: ghrl
Product: ghrelin/obestatin prepropeptide
Exons: 4
Coding region: 1-366 (121 amino acids)
Cellular component (GO): extracellular region
Molecular function (GO): growth hormone-releasing hormone activity
Source: RefSeq, a predicted model, not a curated record